Messenger RNA from Diatraea saccharalis (sugarcane borer), 569 nucleotides. The record is from the annotation of a GenBank genome assembly. NCBI's taxonomy places the organism in Eukaryota, Metazoa, Arthropoda, Insecta, Lepidoptera, Crambidae.
AUACCUACUAAGUCUGUGGAUAUUAGGUUGGUAAAAUUUUAUUGUGGUUGUGUAACUCUGUCACAAACAAAUUCAGCCAUUUGCGAGAGAAGAUACCGAAUACCAACGAGCUAUUAAAAAGAUGAUCUUUAGGGUUGCGCAGAGGAACAAUCUAAGGUUUUUGAUAUCAAGAUGUUACAGUGAACAAGUGGGUCGAAGUCAUGGCCCAUCACCAUCUACUGCUUCGACUACUGUGAAGACCGAUGUUCCCGGUCUUAGCAGUGCUGUUAUCCAUCCUGCUUCUCAGCCUGUUGGCCCUGGUGUUGAUCCUAACAAAUCUGGUGCCUACAAAGUUCCAGAGUACUUUUGUUAUGAUAACAUGAGUUUUUUUGAAGCCGAAAUAGAAAUGGCAAAGUUUAGAUUGCCUCAACCGUCUGCACUAAAGAAGUAAAGAUUCUAUAUGUACAUUUGUAAAUAACUUACAUAUUGGUUUUGUUUUAAUAUAAGAUUAAAGUAUACAUGUUGUUUUAUUUGUCCUUACCACAACUUUCAUUUCUAAAGUAUAUUUUAUGUAACUUAGUCUAUGGCCU